UCUAGAAUCUAUGUGCAUAUAAUCUAUUCUAAAAUAUGCCUCGAAGAUCUUCCAUGAAACCGAUUAAUCUGGAUGAAGAAGAGGAGGAAGAAGAAGAUGCUGCUUUUACUGCAGAAGAAGCUCAGAUGAGAGCUGCACAAUUACAAAAAGAAUUAGAAGAACAAAAUAAAUUUGAUUGUCUUUGUGACGGUGUAAACAGUGCGAUAUCACUGGUUGAUUCUGCAUUUAUUGGAUUGCUUGAAUUGAAAGAUGAACUUGUAAUGCAUGGUUUACCUCCAAGUCUUCUUGCUUCAGUUAUUCUGACAACGGGAAGAAUGUAUAGAAGUAUUACUGAUCUUCACACACCAAUUCGUGAACUCACGAGACUAGUCAAUGUAUAUUCAGUACCAUGGGAGCAGAAGAGUGAACAGCUGAAGAAACUACACACUGAUUAUGAAAGCAAACAGAGACAGCUAAACAUAGCGGUACGUAAAUUGCAAUUAAUUGACACUCAAGCAAGGAGGUUGGAAAGAGAAAAAAUUAUAAACAACUGGGAAAAAGUUUUUGCCAAGGUAUCAAGUGCAAAAACUCAUGGUAGAAGAUGGAAAUUCAUGAUUGAAGCAUUCAAGAAAAAAGUUAAGGAGGGAGCAUUAUUCAGUGAUAUAGAAGUUGAUGACGAUGACGAUGAUGAUAGUGAAGAGAGUGAAGAUGAAGAAGAACCAUCUGAACAAGACGAAGCGGUUGCUGCGAAACAAAGAUUUAUGAUGUCAGUUAUAACUGCUUCUCCACCACAAGAAGAAGAAGAAGAUAUGGGUAGUCAACCACCUGGUUCAGAACUUGGUAGUGAAGCUGAUGGAAUUCCAUCUGAAGUGACAGAAAGUAGUGGGAAAUCUGAAGAUAUGUCUCCUGACUUACAUAGAAAGCCGAAACGGCAUGGAGUCAGCUUCGGACCUGUUGAUGAAGUUGUAAAGGAAGUUGUUGUUAAACCAGAAAUGAAAGAUGCGGAAAUUUGGACUGAUCAGCCAGAAUAUGAAACUACAUUGAAUGUGCGUGUAUUCAGACCUUUGGAAAUGAAAGAUGAUGAUAAUCAAGACAUAAGCUGUUCACUGACACUUGGCGACAAAACUUUGAAAACAGGAACUUUACCUAUUCCUACAAUAACUGAUAUUACAUUUACUACUGUACAACCUGAGGUCUUAACUACUAUUGGAGAAAAACAAGAUUUAUUAGAAGAAACGCCAAAACCAAGACCCAAAGCAGGAAGAAGAAAAUCAAUUGGAUUUGCAAAGAGACCAGUCAGUCCACCAGCUCCUUCAUCAAUGAAAUCAAAACCGACAAAACCAAGUAGUAUUUUGAAGAAACUAAAAUCACCUUCUGAUGAAGAAUCUGAAGACGUGGAAGAAAAGAAAUCAGAAAACCCAACAGUAGAUAAAUCAUCUUUUAAAGAAGUUUCCUUUCCCCUUCCUGAACAUAUGAAUGACUCGAUCAAAGUUGCCAUCUUACAAGGAGAGAAGAAUACAAUGAUUUCAAUGGCAAUGUUAUCAUUACAAACUAUCAAUAUAGAGAAUCUUCCAAUAAAAUAUGAAAAACCAACUAAUGAAUCAUCAAAGUCAGAGAUUGAAGAGGGAAAAAAAGUAUCUGAGGAGAAAGAUAAUGAUAAGAAGCCGGAAGAGAAAGAUAUGCCUGAAGAAGUUCAAACUAAACCAGAAACAACAGAAGAACUAUCUGAAAUUGACACAGCAAUUUUAUCAAGAGAUCCAGUAUUUGUUUCUUUGCAAGGAAUAAAACUUGGAAUUGGUGGUCAUGGGCAUUCAGAAAUAGGAAAAUUACCAAUGAUGUUUUAUCUUGUUAAAAAAGAAAUACCAAAAUAUGUAAACAAAGAAUGCAACACAGAGAGUAUAAGAGAACUUGUAAAAGAUGUCAUAGGUGUUGAUCUGGAUCAGAUAUCAAAAGACGAUUUAAUAAAUAUAUUGAGCAGAGAAUACAAUGAUGUUUGUACUUCUGCUAUGUCAUUUGCAUCUUCAUCUUCUCAUAAAUCAGGAUUUAUUGCACCUGAAGAGUUGGAAGCAAUUCAAGAACAACAUGAUAAAGAAUUACAAAAUAUCCAAGCAGAAUAUGAGAUGAAACUUCAGCAAUAUUAUCAGACAUGGAACAUAUGCAGCAUGUUCAACACACAAGAACACCGCAUUGAUUUUUUGAAUUGUUGUCAUGGUCUCCUUAGUGGAUUUGAAAGCUACCACACAAGUGAUCAAGCUGAAUCGCUAAAAGAAUUGCAGUUUGUACAGGAUACGGGUGUUGCAAUCAGAGGUUCAAGAAAACCAAGACCACCUGUUUUACCUGAUUGGGGAGCUCAUCUGCCUAAAAAUGUUUGGGUUCGUAUGAAAAUGUUGACAGAAGAAAUGAUUGAGAAACGACAUCAAUUAGAAGGGAGAGUACGAAAACAGAUUGCCUCAAAUAUUGAAAAGAAAUUGGCUUCACAGUACAAACUACAGCGUGCAAAUAACACUAUACAAGGGCCUUUGCAAGAUGUCAGUCUGCCCGCUGUUUUCAUGCCAUCUAGAACUGGGAAUGUAUAUAAUCCUCGUGCACAUUUAUAUUUCCAUCCCACUGGAACAUCUGGUGAUCUACGUUUAUCUCAGCCUCCAUCAAUAUUUCAACUUCCUCCAUUACCAGAAAAGGCUAGACUUACCGUUGUCAAUCUGUUUGAUUUGAGUAAAAAUUUCCAACAAAAUUCAUCUACGGACUGGCUUACAAGGAUCGCAUCAGCAGCUCAACCUAAAGGUUCUCGAGCAACAACGGCAGCUACCAGAGCAUCUCGACUUGCAACACCAAAUACACCUGCACCUACAGCAAAUAUUUAGAGCAAAAAUUUAUUACAUCAGUAGACCAUUCUAAAUAAUUAUGAGAUGCUUCACUUCAAACAAGGCUGGGAGCAAGCAUCCAAUGCUAGAUAUUAAAUUUCAUGCAAGUUUCUGGUGUCAAUGUCUUUACCAGCUCUCCAGAAUGUUCUUUCCACAUAAUAACCUUUUUGAUAUAUUCACACAGGAUUUUUUUUUGUCAUAUCAAGAUUUCAUUCCUGAAUAUACAUUGCAUUUCACAAAAACUUCUCAAUACACAUGACAAUAUAAUUCCUACUGCCGGAAUACAAUUAAAAGCUAUUAGUUCUGUAAAAACUACCUUAAGUCGUAAGUCUAUAAUGUCAAGCUUAUCAUGAAACAAUGUAUGCGACAACCCCACUCAUAUGUGGUGGUAUAUUUUUUUAUAUACUACAUAUUUUGUUUUAUAGAAUUUCAUUCAGUGUUGCUUAGGCUUUGAUCCAGUUUAUUUUUUGUAUUUUUCAUUGUGUCAUGCAUGCCCGAUCAUGUUACCUUUUGAAAAUAAAGUUAUGCAAAAUAUGCUGUAA
Styela clava is the source of this 3382-nucleotide messenger RNA. The record is from RefSeq and is a predicted model, not a curated record. NCBI's taxonomy places the organism in Eukaryota, Metazoa, Chordata, Ascidiacea, Stolidobranchia, Styelidae.